CAUGAGAUUCAUGAGAGCAUGAGAAGGAUCAACUGAGCUUUUCUCACACCAUUCUUGAUCGGGAAGUGGGCAUGUGUUGAAGAGACCAACAAGAAUCACAAUGCAGAAUUUCCUUCUGGCCCUCUGCGGCCUGGCAGCCUUACACACUGUGGGCGCUGCAGCUGACGUUGUCAAGGGAAAGGUCUUUGACAGAUUCAUCACCAUUUGGCUGGAGAACCAGGACUUCGCCAAGGUUGCGGUUGACAAAAGCAUUGCCGACCUGAAGAAGCAGGGCGUCUUGCUCACCAGAUACUAUGCGCAAACACACCCGAGCCAGCCAAACUAUCUCGCUGCCAUCGCGGGUGACUAUUUCGGACUCAACCAUGACAACGAGGUCAGAGUCCCGGAGAAUGUGUCAACGGUAGUUGACCUGCUCGAUACCCGUGGCAUCUCAUGGGGCGGAUACUUUGAGGACAUGCCCGGCCCCGGCUUCAUGGGUAACUACAGCGAUGGUUCCACGCACAACGGCGGGUGGGAUUAUGUCCGCAAGCACAAUCCCUUUGUGUCGUUUGACAGCGUCACGGCCAACGGAACGCGUCUGCUCUGCUUGCAGUCCUUUGACGAAUUCCACGACGACUUUGUGGCCAAGCGAGUGCCGCAAUUUGUGUUUAUGUCGCCCAACAUGAUGCACGACGGACACAACACGUCGCUCGAGACGGCAACCAAAUGGUCGCAUGAGUUCUUGCAGCCCUUGCUGGACGACAAGGCCUUUGACGAGCGGACGCUCAUCCUGCUCACCUUCGAUGAGUCCGAGAACUACGAGGAGCCGAACCACAUUGUCUCCCUGCUGCUGGGCAAUGCCGUCCCCAAGGAGCUCAGGGGCACACAGGACGACACCUUUUACACGCACUACAGCAUCCUGUCAUCGGUGCAAAACAAUUGGGGACUACCCCAUCUCGGUAGGUACGACGUCGGAGCCAAUGUGUUCCGAUUCGCGGCGGAGACGGCCAGGUACGGAGGAAACAGGGACCCGACGAACCUGGCGACACUCAACAACUCGGUGUCGUAUCCGGGCUUUCUGCACAACGAGACUUGGCUGCCCAUACCGAUCCCGAAUUGGAGGCUUGGGGGUGCUGGAGGAAAGGGUGCGUUGCCGGCGGUUGAGAAGAUCUGGCACGUUGAAGAUGGAGUGCCGUGGAAUACGCCGUAUGAUGGGAGUGGGAAGGUGUUUGAUGGCGGCAAGAACAUGCCUAUCUACAAGCCAGCGGUGGCGAACUGAGAGAGUUCUAUGGUUUCCCCCACGAGAAGAUGCCGAGAUAUCGCUAGAUGGGCUAAUGCAUGCAGCUAGUCUGGUGUUGCAAGUUUGUGGUUUGAGCAAUGCUAGCACGCGACUUCCGUCUUUCAUCUUUAUAUGUCGUGGUGAGCUGCACUUGCCGUUCACGUUGUUGAAGUUGUUGCACCUUCCACAGCGCUGCCGAUAUCUCGUCGCUGAAGGCAGGCACCCUCUUCCUUGAAACAGCAAAAUGAGCAAAUAGGGAAAGAGUGAUGGUCAACUCAGGUUUUCCAUCCCCUCAGUCUCGUCACCGAACCUGACGCUCCUUCCUCUGCCCAAUCACAGAACUUGUCCAAAGUCGCACGAUGGAGUGAGUUGAACCAUGAGAGAAUCUCU
Molecule: messenger RNA, 1648 nt
Organism: Neurospora tetraspora
Lineage: Eukaryota; Fungi; Ascomycota; Sordariomycetes; Sordariales; Sordariaceae
Product: putative acid phosphatase Pho610
Exons: 3
Coding region: 101-1258 (385 amino acids)
Biological process (GO): phospholipid catabolic process
Molecular function (GO): hydrolase activity, acting on ester bonds
Source: RefSeq, a predicted model, not a curated record